Messenger RNA from Cylindrotheca closterium, 2916 nucleotides. The record is from the annotation of a GenBank genome assembly. NCBI's taxonomy places the organism in Eukaryota, Bacillariophyta, Bacillariophyceae, Bacillariales, Bacillariaceae.
AUGAGCUUUGCCAUCAAAAUCCGAAGUACCCUGGCUGGACGUCGAAUGUUGGGUUCACAAUCUUCCACCAUCCACACAUCAUGGCACCGACAAUUCUCGGAUAAUGGUGACAAGAAGAACAAGAAGAAAAAUAAGAAAUCCGAUUCGUUCACGCUGGAUGAUUUCUUUUCCAACUUAGAUUCUCCAAAGAGUCAAACAAAGACAAGACGACAAAAUAAUCCGUCAGGGAAGAAUCAAGGACAAGGAAGACAGAAGGCAUCCAUCACGAGUGAUGCUUCGGAAGACCUUUCCACAUUCUUCGACGAAGUCAAUUCGAUCAUGAAGAAAAACAAGAAACAACUUAAAACCAGCGAAAACCCGAAGUCUACUGACGAUUUUCUGGCUAGUCAGAAGGAGAAAAAAAAAGCUAUCUCAUUGUUCGAUAUGAUGCCUCCGAAGAAACAGCGUAGCCCAGAUGCGUAUGACGAAGAUGUCUAUGAUGAAUACAUGGAUAUGAUUGAUAUCAUUACUUCUUCACCAAAGUUUCUGCGAAGGCAUACUAAGUCACCAAUUGAUGACGAAAGGGCAGCUUCCAUUCUCGAAUGGCUCAAGGCCGAAGAACCUGUAGUACCGCACCGCUUGCCAUCCCUGCAAAAGAUAAUGGCAUCGAGCUUUUCGGACGAUGAGCUUCUGCAAGUCCGAAAGGACUUUAAGUCCGAGCUCAAAGCUCAAAAGCAAACUUUAUGUGAUCACUAUGGAUGGGACAAUCAACAGUACACCGCUGCCAUUCAUGGACUGAGGAGUCUUGGCGCCAUGUGUGCGAAGAAGGCAACAGGAGCCCCGAUCGAUAUUGCUUGGCAAAAGCUCAAAGAGGCUGGGUAUGAAAUGGAAAAGGAUCGGAUUCACAACUACUUGUAUGUAAGCGCCACAUUCUCCACCAGAUCCAUUGACUUGUCGUCAUCAGGUGGUGAAUCUAUUAUAGAUUAUCUGAAUCGUUCUACCAACUCGGCCAUUGAACGAAAGAAAGAAGAGACCCAAAGCCCAAUCGAUGACGGUGAAGAGACCGAAGCACUUAUAGAUACCACAGGAGAGAUUGCAAACGUUCAAGACUUGCUGUAUAGUCCAACUGAACAGAGCACCAGCAUUCGUGUUAGAACUCUUGUAUCCCAAAAUCGUAUCAAAGAGGCCGAGCAAGUGCUGGAGUCCACUGGUAAUAAUUUUGAUUUGAGACUGCGGACAUACGCCCCGGUCUACAAGGCGUACCUUGAUGCUGGAGAUGUCCCAGCAGCCUUCAACUUGUUUUGCAAAAUGAAAGAAGGCGAAUUUGUUAUUCUGCAGCCAGAGACGUAUGUGCAACUUAUUGCAUGUGUAGCUGAAGGAGGGUAUUUCAGAGAGGGGUCUGAGUCCAUUGCAGGUGUGGAAGAUCUUGGCUACUCAGUCGGCUCAGGGCCGAAACUGUUAGAUUGUCUUGCCCAAGAGCUGGCGGACCAUUCGGUCGAAAUCACUGCGGCAUCCGCUAAGCGACUCUACAACGCAUUCCAACGGGGCUUUCAGGAUUCAAAUCUGAAGCAGCUUCACCUAUUGGAGUCAAUACCUACUUGCAACGAUCCAGCAGAGCCUGACGAGUUGGUGGUCAGCCGAGUCACUUUGGACGAAACAAGUGGCCGCUGUCCACGAACUGGUACAUACCUUCGAUUAAUAGGUCUGGACGCAGAGCAGAAGAAACUUCUUGGCAAUGGAUUGGCGACUCUUGCGACAGAAGCUUACGCAGAAAGGGCGAUGAAGCAAAGUGCUCAAGCGGAAUUGGAGCUCAAGCGGUUCGCUGAUUGGCUGGACUCGCGCACCGGCAAACCGUACACAGCGAUUGUUGACGGCCCCAAUAUUGCUUACUACAUGCAGAACUUUCAAGAUGGACGAUUCAGCUACCACCAAAUCGAAUUUGUUGUUGAUGCUUUGGAAAAGAUGGGAGAAAAUGUUUUGGUGAUCUUACCUCAAAAGUACACCCAGAACAGCUUUGUCAUUACCAAUGCUUCUGGACAGAGACGGCAAAAGCUGACGCAAAAAGAGAAAGAAAUAUCACGCGACUUAUUUUCAUCGGGCAAAGCAUAUGCCGUUCCAAGUGGAUGCCUCGACGACUACUACUGGAUGUACGCUAGUGUUGCGAGUCAAACUGUCAGUACGAAUGGAGAAGACAUGUACGUCAAGCUGGGGAACGAAGAUGGUAGAUGGCCUGGAGAAAGACCAAUGCUAGUAUCGAAUGACCAAAUGAGAGACCACAAGCUCUCCUUGCUGGAACCAAGACUUUUCCGUCGAUGGUACAGCAACUUCCUCGUCAAUUUCACCUUCUCUGCUUUUGUCGGAGGAGAUGCCACUGAGAAGGAAAUCGGUUUCCGCACUGCAGAUUUCUAUAGUCGAGAAAUUCAAGGUAACCCUUCGAGUGAAACAGGGAGUGGAGUGACCUGGCAUUUCCCAAAAAGCAUUCUUUCCAAAACAGAAGUUAGAGAGGAGAUGUGGCAACUUUCAUGCUGUGGAACUGUAGAACAACAGAACGAGUGGUCUUCUGAUAGUCAUGAAGAGAUAAUUAAAAGUACUCUGCUGCGAGAUUACUUGUUGAUGAAGUUACAAGAACUUGAAGAUUCAAAGACUUCCAAAGAUGCGGAAGAAGCCAUACAGGCAAUUGACGAGGCUGUAUCAAUUGACGAUUCAAAGCUUCUAAGGUUUCUCUUCCAAGCUGGCGCUCAAUCCAUUAUUUAUGAAACUCUCAGUCGAGAGAAGGGCAAGCCUUCGCCCCUCGUAGCGGCGUCACUGCUUUGCAAGUUUGCAAGCCAUAACAUUGGUUUUCGGCAAACCAUUUACGGCCCCGUUGUUGACACUACACCACUGUCGCCGAGAUCUGUUAUGAUGGAACAGUGGGGAUACACCCGAAUGAUCCAAUAA